Messenger RNA from Stylonychia lemnae, 645 nucleotides. NCBI's taxonomy places the organism in Eukaryota, Ciliophora, Spirotrichea, Sporadotrichida, Oxytrichidae. The record is from the annotation of a GenBank genome assembly.
AUGGAUUCGAAUGAUAAACAAAGCUAUUAGAGCGAGUAAAAACAAGGAAACUUGAAUUCGACUUUAACCUCCAAAGUUGGGAAGGUUUUGUAGAUACUAGCUUAGUUGGGAGAUUAAGUGCAGACUCCUUAAGUUAUUUCUCCAUUCCACUCGACAAUACCAACAAACAUUCCCGUGCAGCCGUAUUUUCUCUACGUUUCGAUCAAUUCAGGAUUGAGUGACCAGCAAGCAAUUGUGAGUCUUAUCUUGAUCGAGAGAAUUUGCAACAUGGCAAUGCAAAGAGGCAUUCACUUGGUUAUAAAUUCUUUGACAAUUCACAGACUCAUUCUUGCGUCUAUCUUACUCACAUCGAAGUUUUACAAUGACAUUUUCUAUGGAAAUCACUUCGCUGCCUACAUAGGCGGAAUUCAGUUGGAUGAGAUGAACUUGCUUGAGUCAGAAUUUUUAAAUUAUAUCAAUUGGAAGCUGUGGGUAGAGAUCGAGGAGUACGACUAUUAUCUAAAAGGGACUAGAUUCAGAGCUCCAAUCCUAGGGUGCUGCAACUAUGAAAGCAAACAUUUGAACUUGUACAGAGAGAAAGCCUUGUUCAUCUAACUUAAGUUCCGUAUCUUUUAAACCUUCAGAGUACGGAUUCAUAUGAUUUGA